Molecule: messenger RNA, 2251 nt
Organism: Anguilla anguilla (European eel)
Lineage: Eukaryota; Metazoa; Chordata; Actinopteri; Anguilliformes; Anguillidae
Product: urokinase-type plasminogen activator-like
Exons: 9
Coding region: 181-1164 (327 amino acids)
Biological process (GO): regulation of cell adhesion mediated by integrin; plasminogen activation
Molecular function (GO): serine-type endopeptidase activity
Source: RefSeq, a predicted model, not a curated record
AAAUCACGGGCCCUCCCAUCGACCAAUCACAUCUCUUCCCCGCGUUUAUAAGGAAUUGCCUAUGCCGCAGAACAGGGACCGAACAAGUGCUUGAAUUGAAGCUGCAAAGAUCUGAACCUCUGAACCCUGAUCUCCAUAAGCAGAAAUUCCAUAUAAAUUAGGAGCCAAUUUUUCAGAAGGAUGAAAUUGUUACUCAUUCUAACAGCAUUUGUGGAAAUCAUCUCUUCCCUUGAAGUGAAUGAGCUGAAUCGGCGAACAGCACGCUCCCUCCCUUCCACAGUUUACUCAGACUUUUUUGGUCCACAAAGUCUACACAAACCAAGCAGAGCAGAAACAGACUCCAGAUGUGGAGAAAGGCCCGGGAAACUGCUGAAGAUCGUCGGGGGGAAGGUCACCGCGGUGGAGUCGCACCCAUGGAUCGCGUCCAUCUUCUGGAGGGGUCGAUUCUCGGAGAGAGUGUUUAAGUGCGGCGGCAGCCUCAUCUCUCCCUGUUGGGUGGUCACGGCAGCCCAUUGCUUCCCAGACGGCACGGAAACCAAACUUCAUCGCCUCUCCGUCUUUUUGGGAAAGAACGCCGUCAAUGAGACCGACUACGAGAGAGAACAGAAGUUCCGCGUGGAUGAACUCAUUAUUCACCACGGGUUCGACAACAGUGACGGAAACUACAACAAUGAUAUCGCCUUGCUGAAGAUAAUCGGAAAUGAUGGUAGGUGUGCGGAAGAGUCCGGCUCGGUGAGAACGGUCUGCCUGCCCCCAGCCAAUCAGAUGCUCCCUGCGGGGGUCACCUGUGAAAUCGCUGGAUAUGGGAAAGAGCGGGAAGGGAUCUGGCAUAACUCACAGUACCUACGAGAGGCCACGGUGAAGCUCUUGUCCCAGGACGUCUGCACAAGCAACGACUACUACGGAAAGAUGGUGACCAACAACAUGUUUUGUGCCGGCAGUCCUGACUGGAAAAUAGACUCCUGCAAGGGAGAUUCGGGGGGGCCCUUGGUGUGCGAGGCGAAUGGCCGCCUGUUCCUCUUCGGGAUCGUCAGCUGGGGGGAGGGGUGUUCCCGGAAAUUCCGCCCGGGAGUCUACACCAGGGUCACCAAAUAUAACCGCUGGAUUGGGAGAAAGACCGGCCUGUCCUCCAUCGCUGCGGGCUCCAUGUAUCCGCAGAAGUGACCCGCCUCCGCCCAGCUGCAGCCCAGCUGUUAAACGGGCGAUCCACAGAUCCAGCUCUAUCCACUUCCUGUCAAUCAACCUCAUCUUCUGAGUUUAAAAAAAAUAGCUGGUGUAGCACAGCACCGCUGCUGAAUUCCAUCAAACCAUACCCAGGAUUAUAUGCUAAUGGAGUUGUUUCCGUUAUUACAUAAUGCCAGAGAAUAUGCUGCCAUAGAUUAUUUUUAAAAGAAAACUUAUUCUGAACAAGUGUCCGGCAAACUGCGAUGACAUGAAAAUGGAAGAAUUGUGUUUGUAAUAGAAGGUUAACAACAUUUACCCGCAGCAGAUGUAAUGCUAGACGCAUCCAUCCUGCAGAUUUGGUAGCUUAUGAAGUUCUGAUGCUAAAAAAUAGUAGCGUAACUUCAAGGAACAGUACUUGUGUAAUUGUUUUGUUGUCAUACUUUUUACUUUAAAAGUGAAUUGAAUAUUACUCAACACUCAGGAAAUUAUCAGAAACUAGAAAAAAUUCUGAUUUGUUUCAAGUUAUUUUGAAGACAUGCUGAAAGGCGGUUUUUUUUUUGUAUUUGAUUAUUUAUUUUGGACUUGUGAAACACUGCUGCUGCAUCAUGCACAGUUGUCUCUAUUUUCAUAGUUUUUUCUUCUUUUUUUCUCACAUCCUGUCAAGAUAUUUCAUUUGUUUGUCGUUCUUUUCUCUUUUUUCAUUACUCUGACGUGAGUACUGCAUAUUGGUUUGAAUGCUCUCAGUACGGGAGGACAUUUUGCCUUCACUUCAGACUCUUAGAUGCUGAGACAGGCCUAACAGGAGCAGGGCUGGGCCAUACGGUCAUAUUUUUAAUGGGGCAUUUGCUGUGCAAAUAUAUAAAUAUUUUUCAGUAUUUUUGAAUGUUUCAGCAACACAAUAUGUAUUUUUUAUCAUAAAAAAACCGUAUUAUCCAAUACCACAUGGCAUAUUGUAUGUUUUAUACUAGACUGAUACUUACAGUUUUAUAUUAUACUAAGUAAAAUAUCUUUGCACAUUGACACACGGAGGAUCUGUAAGUUCCCCUCUAUGUGAAAGCUUUACUUGUGUUCUGUAACUUUGUGUACU